Molecule: messenger RNA, 2031 nt
Organism: Cryptococcus amylolentus CBS 6039
Lineage: Eukaryota; Fungi; Basidiomycota; Tremellomycetes; Tremellales; Cryptococcaceae
Exons: 2
Coding region: 358-1788 (476 amino acids)
Source: RefSeq, a predicted model, not a curated record
UGGAAAUCACUCCCGCUUUUACUCGCGUGGCGGCCUUUACGCCCCGAACCAAACAGUCCCUUAGCAUUUUCGGCUCGCUCUUGUCACGUCUUGUGGCUGCACUAUCGCUGCUCCUUCUUCCCUGCCUCUGCCGCCUAUCUCCCAGCGGCAUGACAUCUCAGCACAGGAUGUCAGUGCCAUACCCACUGCUCUCAUCCAACCUCAACGUGCUCAGUGUGACUCUUCGACGUUGGUCAAAGGACCCUUGUACGCCAUUGCUGGACUCACAUUCUCAACCCCCCCAUCUGAUGUGCUAUAAUUGGCCCGAUCUCCUUGAGUCACCUGCGUAUUCCCGUGCGACUGCACCCAGGCGCUGCGAUGUAUAAAGGGCGCCCCCUCUGCUGUCCGAUCUCUCAUCCCCCACUGUCCGUCGUCUGCCCAAUUUGCCUCUCGUCCGACAUUUCCCAACCACCUCCCGUCAUGCGUGCUAGUUUCUUGGUCUCCUUUCUUGCGCUCGUCGCCACUGGCGUCUACUCUGUUCCUCGACCCCAGCUGCAGCCUAUCAGCGAAACCAUCAAGGCUACAGAGUGUGCCUGCGCCCAUCCCAACCAAGCGGCCAUAUCGGUUGGUACUGCAUAUUCCACCGCCGAUUCCGUUCCCACCGGUGUCCCCAUCUCCGAGGCCGACUGUCCCUGCGCGUAUGACACUACCAGUCAAGUCAUCGAUGCUAGCGACUACUCUGCUGAGCCUGCAGUCCGCGCCCUCGACCCAUCUGUCGCCGAGCAUGCUCUGUCUGACCAGCUCACUAGUGGCAAGUCUACCGACGGCACCAGUGCUUUGAUCGCUGCUGCGCCAGGUGCUGAACAGAGCGCGGAUGUGGAAUCCUUGAAGAAGGCGGGUCUCGCUCUCCUCGCCUCCAAGUACGGAAGCAUGCUGCCAUCCGCCACUCUUACAGCUGCUGCUGCCAAUCUUGGGCAGGGAAGCGCUUCGGCCGGUGGACAAGACAUUGACAUGGACGCCCUGAAGAAAGCUGGGCUUUCUCUUCUCGCCUCCAAGUACGGUAGCAUGGUGCCAUCGGCCGCUCUGCCUUCUGCUCGAGAUGUACCCAGCGCCGGGCCUAGUGGAUCUUCUGGAGCAAGUGGGCAAGACGUCGACAUGGAAGCGUUGAAGAAAGCUGGACUUGCUCUUCUUGCCUCCAAGUACGGAAGCAUGCUGCCAUCCGCCACUCUUACAGCUGCUGCUGCCAAUCUUGGGCAGGGAAGCGCUUCGGCUGGUGGACAAGACAUCGACAUGGACGCCUUGAAGGAAGCUGGGCUUUCUCUUCUCGCCUCCAAGUAUGGUAGCAUGGUACCUACCGCCGCCCUUCCUUCCGCUCGAAACGUCCCCAGUGCCGCUGCUUCCUUCGCCCAAGACUUUGUUGACGAGUACAACGAGAUUCCUGCCCAUGCAGUCGACGUCUGGCGUUCAGAGAACUCUCGCGGGUAUGUCUCGGAGCUUGCCGACGACAUCCUCAACAAGACUGCGGUCACUGGCAAACAUGUCUUGGAGGGCGCAUCUCAUGUCUUGAACAAGACUGCCUCUCUCGCCGAGAACACCGUCGAUAAGGCACUGUCUCUUCCCAGCGAGGAGCUCAAGCUCUUGAAGUCUUCCGAAAGACAUUUGGGUGUCAUCGUGAACGUGUCUGCAGAGCUGAGGGACAGUGACGAGGAAGCUGGAGACGCCGACGACGAGGAGCAGAGUGACGACAAUAUUUCCAACGCGGUCGGCCAGAAGUUUCCUAUCUACCCUCCCCCUGGGUCUUGGAACUAGGUGCAUAGGCCUCUGAUUUUCCAUACUUUAUUUGUCGAGAGGCGUUGCUGUCUUUGAAGGAGAUGGUCGUUGGCGAGGGCGUACGAGUGAUGACGACAUUAUUUUGACGAGAUGAUAUACAACAUGAGUUGCCUGUAACACUUGAUUGCUCUUUUUCUUGUGCCUGUGUUAUCAGAGUGCGAUCCUUCAGGAGUCUGCUGAUUCGACUUGCAAUGGUAAUUCGGCAUGCAUGGUCGCGAGGGG